CUGUAGGAAAUAAUAAUCAGAUUUUAACUUGGUUCCAAAUAUUAAACCAACUUCACUGAUCAUGAGAGGAGCUGCAGCCACGGAGAAUGAUGUGGAGGCGGAUGAUGUUGGAGGGAGUGGGGGAAGACGACCUGUGAAGGCGGCUCAAAGAGAGCAUCUACCUGGGGGACAUUUUAGUCUUCAUCAGCACACAAGGAGAGACACCAGAGUGAAGCGGCUGAGAGGACGACAGAAGAUCACACUGAAAUAUCAGUUUCAUCUAACAGAGCAAAGAUGCAGUGGAGUCUGUUUCUGCUCCUUCUGAUGGGUCAGUGUUCCUUCUUCAUGUGUCACCUCCAUGAGUACCACUUUGUUGAAGAGAAGAAGAACUGGACUGAAGCCCAGCACUACUGCAGAGAGCAUCACACUGACCUGGCCACAGUGUCUAACAUGACAGACAUGGAGAGACUCCGUGACUCUGCACAGAAUCAAGAUGGAGCCUGGAUUGGGCUUUACAGCGACCCUGAAAGAAAUAAGAGAGGGAUGUGGCACUGGCAGUGGUCUCUGCCAGGGCUGGAGUCCAAUGAUGGGGAGAGUAGAUGGCAUGAGGGAGAGCCGGAUAAUUCAUUCAGCCGUGAGAAAUGUGUGCAGAUGCACAAUCACAUAUGGUGGGAUGCCCCUUGUUCUCACAAUCAUAAAUGUAUCUGCUAUGAUGAAAGGAGGCAAUCCAACAAGAGAUUCCAUCUGAUUGAAGACAAGAUGAGAACCUGGCCACAGGCUCAGAACUACUGCAGAGAACAUCACACUGACCUGGUCAGUGGAGACCAACAGUUAGAGGACGACGAAUUCAAGAGAGAGUAUAAGUCAAGCGAGGUCGUGUGGAUUGGCCUGUUCAGAGACUCCUGGAGGUGGUCAGAUGGGAGCAAUCACUCUUUCAGAUACUGGGAUCUGGAGUUAUUCAGAGAUGAAGACAGCAGCAAGAAAUGUGCUGUGACUCUGCUGGAUGGAAAAUGGAGCUCCGACGAGUGUAAUAAAACAAAACCCUUCUUCUGCUAUGGUGGAACAACCACAAAGAAAGGAACAACAGCAGGUCCCUCAUCAUCCACUGUUACUGAGGACAAGACACAAGUUUCUUCCAUGGCAGAUAAAAUGAUCCUGAUCAAGGAGAACAUGACCUGGGACGAUGCCUUGAAGUACUGCAGAAUGAACCACUGUGACCUGGUCUCCAUCACCAACCCUGACGAGCAGCGAUGGGUCCAAGAGAAAGCCAAGAAGGCCAACAGUCCCUACGCCUGGCUGGGACUGCGCUACACCUGCACUCUGGGUUUCUGGUUCUGGGUCAAUGAAGAGAUGGUCACCUAUAAGAACUGGGUCACAGGUGUACCAGCGGAUGACUGUGACAUGUCUGGAGCCAUGGACAGAGGAGGAGAACAUAAGUGGUUCAAAAAGAAUGACAAUGAGAAGUUUAAUUUCAUCUGUUCUACGUGCCAAACCCUCUAUACUCACUGUUAGCAGGCCUUUGAUUCAUUUACUCACUUUGUUUGCAGUGCUGUGUUACAUUUGGAAACAUUUAUACUAUAAGAUGUGUUUGUUGAACGGCAUUCUGGGACAUGUAGUAAUCCCAACCUGAGGGGGAGAGAUGUGAAAUCACCAGCAGACUUUUUAACAGCAGAUUUAAAUAGAGAGAAAGUAGCUACAUUGAAGUCAGUUUCAAAGCAGCAUCAGAUUACUGAGGAUGUGACCCUGUGAUGGGUUUUUCUGUCUCUUUAUUCUGAUUCAACAACACCUGAGUUAUCAAUAUUUGUCAUUUUCUGAGCUUGUUGUUGUUAUAUUUUAUUUCUCUAUCUUUAAUUCAUCUUCUGAGGUUGUAUUUAGUUUUCUGUAUAAUUCACAGUGUGUAUGGUCGACAUCUUUAUGGUAGGAACUGGAAUGAAUACACCAGCAGAUUUAAAUUGAGAGAAAGUCGCUACAUUGAAGUCAGUUUCAAAGCAGCAUCAGAUUACUGAGGAUGUGACCCUGUAAGUAGUGAUGGCCAAAUGAGGCCUCAUGAACCACUGUCUUUAUUUUCUGAAGCCACCAGAUGGUGCUGUCUGUUCAACAAAGGUUUGAACAUUGCAAGUUCUUCAGCCUUUAUCUUUAAACCAAGAGCGCCAUCUGGUGGGGUGAGAAAAUAAAGACAGUGGUUCAUGAGGCUUCAUUUGGCCAUCACUACUGUAAUGGCACCUAAACUAUCACUAUUUGUUAUUUUCUCGAGUUGUUGUUGUUGUAUUUUAUUUCUCUUAAAGUGUGGGUGUUAGAAAGGCUUGAACUAUACUGGGACUGUGAGAAUACGGAAUAACGUCAUAUAUCAUAUAUCGGACGAGCAUCAUAUAUCCACCAGCCUAAGACAGAGAAGUUAACUCUCAGUUACAAUCGAGCUUUAAUUCAUCUUUUGAGGUUGUAUUUUCUGUAUAAUUCACAGUGUGUAUGGUCGACAUCUUUAUGGUAGGAACUGGAAUGAAUACACCAGUCUACAGUGUACUGGUUUGAUUUUGCUAUAUGUAUUCAAAUGUGGAACAUUUUACUAUAUUUUCAGGUUUUGAUAAAGAUCCGGUGAUGGUUAUAUUAUGUAAAAUCUUUGUCUUUGAUUAUCACAUUUUUGGAGUUUUGUGUAAACAGAUAAUUUCUCUCUCUGAAGCUGAAUAAAGUGUUAAAAGACA
This is a messenger RNA of Epinephelus fuscoguttatus (brown-marbled grouper), 2678 nucleotides long. Its product is annotated as macrophage mannose receptor 1-like. The transcript is spliced from 8 exons. NCBI's taxonomy places the organism in Eukaryota, Metazoa, Chordata, Actinopteri, Perciformes, Serranidae. Bases 274 to 1491 code for a protein of 405 amino acids. The record is from RefSeq and is a predicted model, not a curated record.